AUGAGGCCCCAGCACCUCCACCUCUCCGCCGCCCCUGGCGCCCUGGCCUUGGGCAAGCUGCUGCUGCUGCCGCUACUGAUGGCGCAACUCCGGGGUGAGGCAGGAGCCGGGCUGGGCCCAGGGGAGGAGAGGGCCCUGCGGCGUGCGCCCACCCCCACGGAGAGGGCCCUGCUCUCCACGCGGGACGCCUCUGGGGCUCUGUCCCACGCAGACCCCGGCCCCUUUACACCAACCGCGUCCCCUGACCGCUCCCCUCUCUCUCCAGCCGCCGAAUCGCUGCUCCCGGGGAACGACACGGGCGCGGAUCGCGCGGCCCCCGAUGCCCCGUGCCCGCGCCGCUCGCAGCCCUGGCAGGUGUCGCUCUUCAGCGGGCUCUCCUUCCACUGCGCCGGCGUCCUGGUGGACCCGAGCUGGGUGCUCACGGCCGCGCACUGCGGGGACAAGAAGUCACUGUGGGCUCGCGUCGGGGACGACCACCUGCUGCUCCUCCAAGGCGAGCAGCUGCGCCGGACCACUCGCGCCAUCGUGCACCCCAGCUACCGCGGGGGCGUGCGCCCCAUCCUGCCCCGGCGCACCGACGAGCACGACCUCAUGCUGCUGAAGCUGGCUCGAGCCGCCGUGCCGGGACCAGCCGUGCAGCCCCUGCGGCUGCCCUUCCGCUGUGCAGAGCCCGGGGACCAGUGCCAGGUGGCGGGCUGGGGAACCACGGCCAGCCGCAGAGUGAAGUACAACAAGGGCCUGAGUUGCUCCCACGUGACCCUCCUGAGCCCCCAGCAGUGUGAGGUCUUCUACCCUGGCGUGGUCACCUCCAACAUGCUGUGUGCCGGCCUGCAGCGCGGCCAGGACCCUUGCCAGAGUGACUCUGGUGGGCCCCUGGUGUGUGAUGAGACCCUGCAGGGCAUCCUGUCCUGGGGCGUCUACCCCUGCGGCUCUGCCCAGCACCCGGCUGUCUACACGCAGAUCUGCAGAUACGUCUCCUGGAUCAGGAAAACCAUCCUCUCCAACUGA
Molecule: messenger RNA, 1008 nt
Organism: Ochotona princeps (American pika)
Lineage: Eukaryota; Metazoa; Chordata; Mammalia; Lagomorpha; Ochotonidae
Gene: KLK10
Product: kallikrein related peptidase 10
Exons: 5
Coding region: 1-1008 (335 amino acids)
Biological process (GO): proteolysis
Molecular function (GO): serine-type endopeptidase activity
Source: RefSeq, a predicted model, not a curated record